This is a messenger RNA of Aspergillus uvarum CBS 121591, 774 nucleotides long. RefSeq lists its product as uncharacterized. The transcript has a single exon. The record is from RefSeq and is a predicted model, not a curated record. Lineage: Eukaryota; Fungi; Ascomycota; Eurotiomycetes; Eurotiales; Aspergillaceae. The coding region runs from base 83 to 490 and encodes 135 amino acids.
CCGUUCUCUACUCUAGUCAUGUAGAUUUUACUAUCUUUAUCUACAUUGAUUCAAGAGUCUGCACUUGCAAGAAUGAAGCCAGAUGAAUAUUCUAUGCUUACCACCCCCACCACUGUUCCUGCUUUGGUACGUACGGUGUGGUAUUGUCUUUUUGGCCCCCGCGGUUCGACAAUCCCGUCCUUCCCCAUCCAUGCCCGUGCCUUUUCCUCCCUCGUGUCGUGUUGUGUAUUAUCCACCUCCCGCCUAUCAGCCUGCAUGCUCAUUAGUUGUUUACGCUGGCGUCAUGUCGUUAGCACUUCACCUAACCUCUGCUAGACUCCUUCCUUACUUACAUUCCUGGGUAAAGGGGGGGGUCGGAAGAAGUCGUCUCUCCUGCACGUGGAGACUAGACUUGCGUUGCUUUCUUAAUCUUCUUUUAUCCCACCGUCGCCCCCGCGCAUUCAGUCGAGUCCCCUCACCCGAGAAGAACCUUGUCCGACUAUCUACCUGAGUAUCUGUCAGCAAUACCUAUUUCUUGCAAGGUCAGUUCAUUCGCUGCUACCUGUCGCACACUCGACGUUAGAGCCUGGAUGAUCAUUUAUACGUUCCCCCUGCAAUCUAUUGUUUACCCCGAAUUAUCCGUCGGCGAUAGUAAGCUGACUCUCGAAUACGGGAAUAAGGUCCAUAAGUCGAGUGCGCUCAACUUACGAAAGCUGCCUACCAUUCCGACUCCUCUUUCCUCGAUCAGAUACCUCGCUACUAGGUUCUGACUUAACACGCCAAUUCGAAAUUAUC